Molecule: messenger RNA, 1214 nt
Organism: Gastrolobium bilobum
Lineage: Eukaryota; Viridiplantae; Streptophyta; Magnoliopsida; Fabales; Fabaceae
Product: probable vacuolar amino acid transporter YPQ1
Exons: 12
Coding region: 14-1156 (380 amino acids)
Source: RefSeq, a predicted model, not a curated record
GAGAGAGAGAGAGAUGUCGCCCUCUUACUGCUUGAAGGAGAGUAAACCAUGUGUGGGUUGGGUUGAGAAAUACUUCAAUGAUUGUCUAUGCAAUAUCAAAGAUGAAAUCUCGUUCGGCUUCGGUUUCAUCAGUCUAAUAUGUUGGGGAAUCGCAGAAAUUCCUCAAAUAAUCACCAACUUUCGCACUAAGUCCAGCAAUGGAGUCUCCCUAGUCUUUCUCCUCACUUGGGUCGCCGGCGACAUAUUCAACCUGGUGGGUUGUCUUCUCGAACCAGCUACGUUGCCAACCCAAUACUACACAGCUCUGCUUUACACUAUCAGUACGAUCGUAUUAGUGCUACAAAGCUUCUAUUAUGACUACAUCUAUAAAUGGUCCAAGCGUCGUCACCAGAUCAAAAACGAAGAGGCUCAUGAAGAAGAGAAAAAACCAUUGAAACCGAAACCAGGCCACGAAUGUGGGAUUCCAAUACAAAAUGGCAGACCCGAAGCAACACCUCGACGGGAGUAUUACUAUACAUCAGCGAGAUCAUUGGCUGGUAUUGGUACUCCACCAUUUGGUACCUACAUGAGAGCUGCUAAAAGUGGCCCUCCAGCUAUGGAAUUGAAUGAUGAUUCGUCUUCUGAUGACGAGGCAUCUCUUGUUCCUCUUACAAAGCCUAUACCCAUCCCUCGUUCUGUGGCUGGAAUCUAUGGAACUUUUCUAGCAGCAUCGAUUUACUUGCCCAUGAGCGGUAAUGCUUUGAAAGAGGGAUACAUUGGAUUGAGAGGAAGAAAACUAGUCUUGCAGGAGCACCACACACACAGUGUUUUGGGUCAAUGGUUAGGAUGGGUCAUGGCUGCAAUCUAUAUGGGUGGCCGGUUUCCUCAAAUAUGGUUGAACAUUCAAAGAGGAAGUGUUGAGGGCUUAAAUCCUCUCAUGUUCAUCUUUGCACUUAUUGCUAACGCAACUUACGUUGGAAGCAUUCUUGUACGAACUACCGAAUGGGAAAGCAUCAAAGCUAAUAUGUCAUGGUUGUUGGAUGCUAUAGUUUGCGUGGCAUUGGACCUAUUUAUAAUAUUGCAGUAUGUACACUAUAGUUACUUUCGGAGGAAAGCGGCAAGUGAUGAUAGUGAUUAUGGAGACUACACAGAAGCGGGAAAAACUGCUGUGUCUUGAUUUGUGAAGUUGUAACCGAUAUAUACGUUGAUUUGAAGAAUGGUUACCUUUCGAAAAU